UGUCAUUCUGAGCAAAACAAAGCACAUGUCAGAAGAAGUCUUAGUUAUAAAAUCAGCAUUUAAGCGAUACAGGAGAACAGCUUGGAAAUGAGUAUGAAAGUUGCCGGUUCCAUUCGAAGACAGUAGACUCAAUAAAAAUGUGUAAAAGAGAACAUCUUUAUUGUCAAUUCUGCUCAAUUAAAAUACAGUAUAUUUGAGCACAGGGAGCAGGAGAGAAGGAAACAGAUGUUGAUCCAUCUCCGUAGUGUUUUUCUUAUUGAUACUCAUUUAGCCUUCUGUUUGUUUUUUUUUCUUUCUGCAAAGUAUUAUUAUCAUUACAGCAAGCUGUUGCACCAAAGUUUGGUUUAUCUGCAUUCCCAUGAGGUCAUACGAGAUGACGCACUGCUUCCUAAUUGCUGUUUCUGGCACAACAUACUUAUUAAUAUUCUGCAGUGUGUGUGAUACGUCAUUAUUUUUCAAAUCUUGUCGUUUGUGCAUGUUUGAGAUUAGAGAAAACAAAACCUGUGAAGUUUCUCCUUGCAUGUGUGAUGCAACCUGAUAGGCCAAGUCUUGGCAGAAGCAGUUCUGGCAAGUAAACAAAAGCGGUGGAUUGUGUGGCAGCUGCUUAUCUGAAUGUCUCACAGCAGCAGACUGGGAGUGAUUAUACACAUUUUAGCUGAAAGACUAUUGGUUACCUAGAGUGUGUUCCAGUAUCCAUACUACCAUGCUGUAUGGCAUGCCUGAAAAAGACUUGAUGUGUCCUAAUACACUGUUGUCAAAUGUAGUAUGCCAAAAAGUACCUGGAUGUCCUACUACGACCAGUCCAAUUUUGAAGUAUGGCCAUUCUGACCCACAAUCCUUAGCGUAGUUUUGUCGCAAAUGCCACAGUGUCUCGACUGAGUAUAAACAAGCUUAAGCUACAGAGAGCAUACAGAUAGAUGACAGCUUGUUUCACUACAGACUACGAUGAUCAAAGUUAAAGACGCAUGAUUAUGACACGAAUUAUCCAUCGGUGGAGACAUUGAGGGGUAGAUUUGGUUUUGAAGUUGACCCAUGUGACUUUUGUCACAAAGAUCCAGAACAAAACAGAACAUUUAUUCUUCUCCUGUCCAGUGAGUAGGAAAUUCUGGCAAGAUGUACAUACCUGGUUAUGUUACAAACUUAGUGAAGUUGAUCAGUUUACAAUCCAGAAUAUUCUGUUGUACAAAUUUACAACUUACAAGGGAAACUUCACUUCUAAUCAACAUUCCUUUUGGUAAAUACCACAUCCAUAAAAAUAAAUGGCAAAAACAACUGUCAAACUUAAGCUGUUUUAGAAAUAAAUUCAAAGUGUUUUCAUCCUCCUUGAAUCUUUUUUAAAAAAUCCAAGAAGACUGUAGAAAACAUUUGCCAUGCUGCUGAAAUGUUCUUGAUCUAUUCAUACAUUUUAGUUUUUAAUGCCUUAAAAUUUGAUGUUUGCACGUAAUUAUCAAUGAAAUUGUAAUCAGAUUGAUUUAAAAAAAUAUUAUAACAAAUUGCAUUUUCCAAUUGCAUUUGUACUGCAUGAAACAGCAUGGACUUUGUAAAAAUAUGCAACUUUAUUAACCUGGAUAGAACUCUUUCUGGCUUUGUUCAGCUUGGAGGCCAUUUAGUCGGUUGGGGUAAUGGCAGUAGGAGGUAUAUUCAUACUUUUACAGAUUUUAUUUUACACCUCCAAGUUUUUACACACGCAAAACACAAUAAAAACGGGUUUUCCAAAUGCAUCAUAUGGGUCCUUUAAAAUGUUAACAUUCCCCAUAAGAAACACUGUCUGGAGUGGAUUCUGUUUAAAGUUAGCCUCUUUAACUUGCCAGCUCUAUCAACUCUAUGCUGCUAAACAACUCUCAUGCACAUUCAUCACGUCUCAUCUGUUUGCUUUUUGUGUGUGCUGGCAAACUGGGACAUGAGCUGCAGUUUAUUCCGAGCAUGUGAACUUCAGGGGAAACGAGCUAAACAUGUUUUAGCACUGAGCCCAACUUCCAACUUCCCCUGCGGUCUGAACAGCUCGUUGCGUCGCACAGUCAGUCAUAACCGCUAAAACUGGCUCUAACGCGUCGGUGGUAGGAACAUUUGACGGUGGCAGUUUUUGUUUUCAGAUACCAGGUAUUGUUUUUUUUUUCCACGGCUAGAAGUUGAAGCCAGCAGGAUAUGCGAGCGGCAGGAACAAACUAGCCUCUCCGCAGCUCCAACUACAGCCUCCACAGCAGCACCACAGUUUGGUGUACACUUUCAAGAUGGAUGCUUUCGCCUCGAUAGGUUUCUGUUUCUUUUUCGAAACGGACGAUACGUGUGGCGUUACCCGACCCGAAGAAACGUGUCAGGCACCGAAGGGCUUUAACAACUAACCCGCCGUGUGACUUGUGUGCCGAUAAAAAGUGGAUUUACGUGGAUUUAUUCGCCGCUACGUGUCUGGACUGUCGGCUAUUUUCUAACUUCCUGGUUGUCGCAUUAAUACUGAAUGUGUGUUGAAAAACUGCGGCGACAGCUCCAGUGACUUUGGGAGAUUCAGUGAAUUCAGCAUACAUGGGAUUUUUAAAUUCAGCUGUGAUGUUUAAAACCAGAGACAGCAGUUUUCAACGACGGCCGAAGGGACAACGACAGAUUUCAUAAGCAAUGGAAAGUGGAAAUGGUGGUGCCUCGAGUAAAGGUGUUUUAAUACCUGUGCCGGACUCUUCUGACGUCUUUCAAAACAGUAUUUUGGCUCCUCUUCAAAGUGCGUACUUGUAUGAAGAGUCAAAGCAGUUUUUUAGAUAUAAAUCUGCUGUUUUGGUGAAAAACCCCGAACUGGAACAAAAGUAUAACGCCCUCCGAGAAAAGAGGAGAGAAACGGGAUCUUCAGAAGAGGAUCUGAAAGAAUCUUAUGGGUUUUUGCUGUUCGACGAUGUCACCAAGGCCAAUGCACUUGGAGAAACCGGCGUGCUCGCUGGAAACAGCACAUGCACAACUCUGGGAGAUCCUUCGAAGGGUGUUUACAUAUCGAUGUACUCUGACUGUUUGGAUCUAAAUCGCUGGUAUCAUGGGAAAUCUGGAUACAUCGUAAUCAUCAAGCUGACAAAGGGUAAAGUUAAAAAGGUUUUAGAGAACUACACACAGAAUUUCACUGCACCCACUGUGGGGUAUGACUGCCACGUGUCCGAACAGUUGCCUUCAGUAUCUGCCCAAACCAGCUCCUUUCUUGCCUUUGAGAGAACCCAGUAUUACAUGUAUGAGCUGCUCGAUGAUGGAAGCAAUAGAACAGCCCAGUCUCCCAGUGCUGCCUGUCCAUUUGCCAUCGUAUCAUUUUCAUACACGGAUACCAAAGCGACACCUGUGGCACCGCAGGAGAAAAGUGAGAUGACAAAACUGGUUUGUCAUUUCUUGCCUUGGAGGGGACAGCUUCAAAUAGGCAGCCAGUUGUACAGUGUUGGGCUGAGGUCUGCAGCAGGGGCCCUAAUCCCUGCACAACUACCACCACUGGUGAAGGUUGAGAAAGUCAUUUCCAUGUCGGAUCUGCGAAAGCUGUUGCCAAAGGCUGUUUUUGAAACGUGCAUCACCGGUGAAGCUUUUCUGGAUGGCUUAUACUGCAGUUUAUGUGAGUUAGUUCUUUCUGAAGCGGAAGAAACCAGCUCACUCGCUCAGCUUCUGUGGGAGAUCAAGGAGAAAGAUCUUGCUCUCACUGUUCCACUGAAUGAUGGAGGAUUUCUUAUCCUGUUGCACUACUCCCAUUUCCUCACAUAUGAUGAUACUGGGUCCGGUGCGACUGAUGUCCUGCACGGCAUUUUUGUGUUUCCCGACUCUCGAGCUAUAAUGAGAGCCACAAAAUCUGGACCGAGAAACCCUGCCUUGUCGUCUGAAAUCCUUCGAGUUCUGCCAGUACUAAGCUACGCAGAGGGUGAACUUGAGAAAACACCCAUCGACUCAAGUGAAGACCUCUGUGAAGUAUUGGUGCAGCAUAUGCAGAGUUACGCAGCACUGAUAAAUCCUGGUCUGGCAUUCAGCCCCUCUAGGGAAGUCAGCAUCUUUCCAGAUCAGUACGAUGUGCCGGAUGCCCACAAACACCUCUAUUCAACCCCCGAGUGGACUGACAGGUCAUGGCAGAGCUUGGGGUUAUACCUGAGUAAACAAGCCUCUUUUCAACUGCCAGUGUCCAAGGCUUCAGAAAUCCUGGCAACUGGACAAGAGGAGCGAAGAGAAGACCUGGAUGAUGAUGUCUAUAUCUGUGUCUCAUCUCCUGAGGAGGCCCCAGCCAGUCCUGUUAGCAAGGGGCGAGAGGACCAGUUACCAGAGCAGAAAUCUCCUGUAAAUGUUGAGAUAUCCGCGGACAGUGGUGUAUCAAGUGCUGAAGCUCAAGUUGACUUACCAGCUGUGCCUCAAAACGUUGCACCAGACAAUUUGCAAGCUGGAGAUGCUACCAAAGACAAUGAAAAAUGCAAUGACCUCCCUGUACUGAAUACAACUGAUGUUAUGGGGGUUGAAAAUCUCCUCACUCCUCCUGCGUCAGAUGACCUUCCUGCGGAGCUGAUUGUGAGCAUCACUUCAGCAGAGCGAAGUGUCACUGAUAAGACUCUAGGUGUAGUCAGUACUGUGUCACCAACAAAACAUAGUGACUUUCCAUUUCCUGGUCUUUUACACACAUCAGAAACGAACUCUGUCAGUGAUGAGACCGACAAAACUGUUGUGCAUUGCCCUGAGGACGGCAAUCCUACACAAACAAAACUGAGGAAACUGCGGAGUGGACUUUCCAGAGGACCAGAAACGGUGUCUAAGAGUUGUGUUGAGAAUCCCAGUUUACAGACACCAGGAGAGAAAGACGAUUCAAACAGUCAGAGGGAUGAACACGCCAAGGAGUCAUCUGAGCACACACAGUUGAGUAGUGCUCCAUAUAUUGAUUGGAGAAAAUUACCACGGAAGCGCAAAUUUGGAAGAUACUCAUCAAAACAUAAAAAAGUGAGAUCUGCUACCGUUGGUUUAGCAACAGCAGAGGAGACAAAAUCAAACCUUGGACAUCCAGCCAAGGAAAGCAACAUUUUAAAGGAAAUUGAGGGUUUUCCUUUGAGAAAGAAAACAGAGCGCUGGGACCUAAAGGCAGUUGUCAGCGAAUGUGGAAGAGUCUUGGUCCCUUUUGGCUCCGUGGAUGCCUAUAAGAUUAAGUCUUUGAAGGAUAACCUCCAGUCUACAAAAGAUGAACAGUGUCCUGAGAAAAUGUUGCUUGAUGCCCCAGUGAAUGCUGUUGACACAAGUGAAACGGAGCAAACGUCUAGCACUGCUCCAGAGACCGCAGUGGAUGAAACAGAGACCACAAAAUCCACUGAUGAUGGGAACAGUGUACAAAAUGACACUGUCCAUCAUACUAAUCCUGAACAGAGCAACUUGAGACAGUCAGAUGGUGGCGAUCCUUCAGUGCCUUUGAGUCCAGAGACAAAGGUGCAUUCUUCAGAGAAGGAUGACACAGUUACUUCGACUUCACAAGCAGGGCAGGAAAAACGCACGUUGUCCCAGGGAAGGAGUCCAGCGAAGGGGGAAUUUCUGUUUAGUAAGCUAAAAUCAGUCAUUUUAAGAGGAAAGAGGAAAACAAAUCUUCCUGUGACGGACGACACUACUGCAAAUACUUCCCAGGACAGCGAGCCUUGUCUCAAGAAGGGCAAAGUGGACUCCAACAUCGAGGCCUUGAAUAAUGAAGUGACCCAGAGCACCAAUGUAGGUGUCGAGAUAGUUUCAAAGAUGCUGUCGGUUGACCCUCUUUUUGCAUAUGCCUUAGGGCUGACUCCCAAAGGUACACCUGAUAAGGUACAGAAAACUGAGAACCAGGAUACACAGCAAAGGAAAGACUCAGCAGUGGUAAAAGAACCAACCUCUUCAGACAAGCAACCUCAAAUCAUGCACAGGCCUCCAUCAAUUUUCCCAAGAGGAUCACGGAUUAAAACACUUAAAAAGCAUCAAGGCAUCUCUGCAGAAUAUAUUAAAAAGAAAUGGUGGUUACAUUUUCAAACGCCAGCUUGUUUUGCCAGUGAAAAACACAAUAACAAAGACUGUACUAAAGAUAACUCUGUCAGGAAGACUGUUAAGGAAAAAGUGAACAGUGCUUGUUCAUCUACAGAUGCUUUGACCUUACUUGCUGACUUGGCACUCAGUGCCAGUAAUGGCCAGGUUCCUCCAGGACCAAAUCCAGCACUUGAGAGAAAACUUGACUCAAGUUUGAAGAUGUCUGACCUUAAAAAAGAGCUUUCCAGUUCUGAACAGGAGUCAGUCCUUCAUGCUCUGCUUAGGCAGCCUGCUGCUAGAUCCAUUCAGGCUCUUGAGUCUCCUUCACCAAGCCAUCUUGUGGGAGACAGUGAAUUGGUUGGUUUGAUAUCUAAAGAACAUGGUUACUCAUUGCCCCCAUCUUCCUCUCUACUGUUGGGUUUGCCAGGUACACCCUUCCAGCAGGUAUCCCCUGUAAGUGAGUCUACCAGACUGCUGCACCAUCACCAGACAAUGUGUGGCGAUGGAACUAAAACACUACACCCCUUUGUUGGUCACGAAGACAGAAGUAAACACAACAGGACUCCAGAAUACCUGAAAAAAUACAUGACUCCCAGGCGAAAGUUCAGAUACUCCCGUACCUUUGAUAACAAGGAAGCAUCUGUCCGAGUCACAAGACAAUGGAAAGAAAACUAUGACUUUAGUCUAGACAGCAAGUUUACAAGUGACUCAAAGGACAAAGCUAUCAUCCGAGCAUUGCAUGGGCCAUGGGAUUUCUCCAUCCAAGACACAAGUGAAGAAGUGCGGCUCAUCGUCCACAUGUGGAUAGGUUUGUUUUACAGCCGAUCAACAGCCAGGUUCUUUCAUGUUGACUCGAACUUUACAUAUCCAUGUUCAGAAGACAGUGAUUCUUUGGAUAUCCCCAGUGGUAUGACAUCAAGCCCAGCUAAGCCUGAACUUGAAGCCAAUUCAUCUGCUGCUUCUCCAACUGUAACAGACACUUCAGACCCUUUGAUUUCAACAGCUUUGGACCUCAGCAAAAAGCCCAACGCUGUCUUGGACCAAGAACCUGUGAUCUUGGAUUUGUCACUGAGAAAUGCCAAUGCAAAAGCUGUCCCCGCAGAUUCACAAGUCAACCAAAAAGCAACUUCUGUGUCCAGUGANCAGAAAGAAGCUGUUAAAUCACUGACCUCUCUAAAGCCACCAGUGGAACUACAUGAGCCAAGCACAUUUCAGUGUUACAGAAAGAUGAUCCAUUCCUCAAAGAUGAACAGUGAGGUGAAGGAUGAAAGGAGCAUCCAUCAAAGUGAGAAGACUUGUAGUCCUCAGAAAGCUGUCUGCCUGGAACACACUGAUGUUCCAUCUUUAAGGGAUGAUGGGACGAUGACCCCUCCACGAAAAGAGACGAAAAGUGAAUCCGUUGAGCCAGAAACUGUUCAGACUGCUUUAGGAAUCGGCAAAGUGUUGCAUGGAAGUAGCAAAGAGAGCACCGAUGUGAAAGAUGGCACAAAAAGUCCUGAAACUACGCAGACGACACAAAAAGAUGGAUUGGGCUCAUUCUCGUCUGUGACUGACAAAGAAACAGACUCCAACAUGGACACAGAUGAUGUAGUUCAUGCAGAUGAAUCCAAAGAUCGGGAAAAUUGUGAAGUGAAAGAAGAUGCAUCCCAUGAAGGCAAUGCAGAUACUUCUCUUGAAGUGAUUCACACAAGGGACGAUUCUGCCAACAAAGAAUCCAAUAUUGUCUGCAAUGGACAUUGUUCAGACAAUGAGGAGCCGUCGUUAAAGGAGAAACCCAAAGCAGUCUCACCAGACCGGCCUGAAAAUGGUAAUGGAGAUAAGGAUUGUGAAGGUAAAGUAAUGAAAGAUGAAGAUGGCUUGAGAGAAGAAGAUGGGCUUGUUGAGAAAAACAGUCGCAUUUCAGCUGUGGAUGCUGACAAAGACUUGAGUGAUCAGCCAUUACCAGUGAUGUCUGAUGAAUCAGAUCUAGUGAACACGGACUGCAUAACAGAGGGUAAUCAUCAAGAACAACUGGAUGAGCAACCACCUCUAGCAGACAGUGUACAAGUUGUCUGCCAUGACUCACUGUUGAAGAUGCCAUGCGCAAGUGACAUUGCAUUGACAGAUGAACGUGCCAUUUCAGAAAAAGCCAGUCACACUCCAUCAGAAAUGAAACCCAUUAAUAAUGAUCCAGCAGCUGAGAAACAUUCAGAAACUGCAUUACCCAUGUCUGAUGAGGGCACAAGUUCAUUAGAUGGGUCUUCUGCUGGUUUGUCUGUUCCCCGGGAAAAGGGCAGUGUGGAAAUGGAAAACCAAAACACUGAAAUAUCUCACUUCAGUUUUGCUUUAUGUUGUAAUGCUCAAGGUGACCAUGGAAGCAAGUCAACUGAGGGAGAGGAAAAGGUUGAGAACACAUCUCAGAAAGAAUCAUUUCAACACCAGUCUCACUUACCUCAAAUUCUAAAAAUGUGUGAGACAGAAGUGGAUUUUACUGAAGAAGCAGAUCUCCAAAUAUAUAAAACAAACGAGGGCUUGGACAAAAGUUGCAGCGGGGUUUAUAUUCCAUUUAUUGGAAUAGCAACCUCUGGAGAUGAUAUCAUGCAAUCACAUGACUCACACCCACAAGACAAGAUUCAAGACGUUUUUUCAAGACAGGAAAAAAUACCAUUUAUCUGUGAAACUACCUUCCCUGAAGCUGUUCUGCCCAGUGAGGUGUGCAGUACGCCUAAAAUUAAAGUAGAACUGCCUCCUUGCAAAUUAUCGAUUCGUAAUGCAGGUGAAACCAACCAGCUAUUAAUCUCAAAAAGUGAGUCUAAUAGCAGGUGUCCUACUCCAACUAUGGAUGAACAACCACUUGGGUACAUACCUUUUUGUACCCCUAGCCGUAGCACUUCUGCUGUAAGUGGUUAUGAAACCUGCAAAAACAUUACUCAGAAAGCUCCUGGCAGGCGUUCAACGCCUAGAAAUGACGCACCGCCUUUUACGCAGUACCUGUGUCACACUUCUACCGUUAAAAGUGAUCCCAACCCUCAUCAUGAUCGUCAUCCUGAUCUUGAACUAAGGACUCUAAGAGUUCUACAAAGUAUAGACAAGUUCCUCUCCAAAUCGAACCUCACUGGCAAAUCUAGACCGAUCAAAACAGUUGACAUACCAGAGUCUGUUGACCCAACCCCAAACCACCACAGCAAGUGCAUCCCCACUGGCCAAUCCCUAAGCCACACCUCAGCUGACUUUAAAAACAAGAAAAUAAGCAACGAAAAGCCAGCAACCUCUAACAGGCAGGAUCCGCAUGCAGCAUUAUCAGAUUGCUUUCAUAGACCACCUUUUGAAAAUGCAUUAGAGGCAAUACAUGCUAGGUUGCAGCUGGAUAAAACAGAGUCAUGUAACUAUUUUGAAAGACCUGAUAAGCAAGAAUCCCCUGCAGGACAAGAUUAUUGUCAUUCCCACACAUCUUCUCCUUCUACUGAGCAAGUGAUGAAACCAAACAUAGACCAAGAUAGGCUUAAAGCAGCAACUCAUGAGCCCCGCCCAUACAGUCAGCGUCCUGUCAUGGCUGUGAAACCAUCAAAGACCGAGGAGAGUCAAGCAGGUUCCUCAUCUAAAGAUGUGCACAUUGAAAACGCUGCCAAAAAUAAACAGACUACAACCGCUGUAUUCGAAUACGCCUCAACAAUUUCCAAGCUCUUGGAAACGAAGAGAAAAGCAACCUCAAGGGGGAAUUCUAAAAGACUACAUGAUGAUAAGCAUGAAACCAGUGAGCUGUCUUCCCAAAGUACUUGGCAACCAAAUGUUAGUCACAGUAAACCUAACUCAGUUGAAGUUAAAUUUGCCUAUCUAGAUCCUUCACAUCAGCACCAGGGAAGGGACGUCUCCAAAUUCACCGCGAUUCCAUCUUCAUCUCUAGCAUCCGCAAAAACUUCCCCUAAACUUGUUGAGGUGAACCAAGGUUUCUUCACCUAUAGUUCAGCUGAGAAAGUUGACCGAGCAACAAAAAAGAAGAUUGAGAUGCAUCAGAUCGACUUCUCAGACCCAUCAGCUUCAUUUAUGGGUCCUAAAAAUAAUAGCAUAAUAGAUGACAGUCUCGCCUUGGGUCCUGAAAGCUCACUCGUAUGCACAGUCUUUAACACCAGCCAGAAGGAAUCUUCCACUUUUCUGGAGCAACUUUCUCAGAGGUGCCUUCAAGAUGACCUCACUCGCACAUCAGUGGAACAAGAGUGCCUCAUCUUCUCAGAAAAAAUGAAACAGCUUUUGAAAAAGAGUAACAAGGAAGCCAUCUGCCAACAGGACACUCAUGACAGUUUGAGGGUGUCUUGCACUAGUCCUGUGACGGUCCAUUUUUCCAGUCUAGAGGAAGAGGACGAUUUUCUGGAUCACUUGGACACGUCAAUUGUUGGACAGAAAAUUAAGGUGGACAUGUCUGACAGGAACGACCUGCCGGACACCAUGGAGGAAGAAAGGACUUUGCAUCCUGGAGAAUUACCUCAGGGAACAAGCAACCCAAUGGAAAGUGCCUGGGUUUCUGGCAUCACUGCAGAAUGUGCCCGGCAGUAUGAAGCUACAAUGCAAGACAUUUGUGCUGUCGACAAGGUCCAGUCCAAACCGAAAGGCUGCAGAAUGGAUCGAGAUAAGACUGAACCAAGUAACCAUUUUGACUUUUGCAAUCAAAUGAAGAGAGAAAUGGAUGAGGCCUUUCGGAGUAGUCUGAAUUCAGUCGUGAAGAAGUCCUGUAAAACAAAGUACAGAUUCUACAUACUGGUGACGUCAGACGAUGUCUUCUUUGAAGAAACCAAGGCACAUUUAGAGGCUGAGGGCCACACUGCUGUGCAGCCGUCUGAAUUCUUCCUCUGUGAAGAAAGUUCUUCAUCGCUGCUCAUCAUCCUCAGGAAUGAAGACAUUGCCGAGCACAUUUGCGAGGUCCCUCGUUUGCUUGAGCUGAAGAAGUCACAGGGCGUGAUGUUUGCUGGAAUUGAUGAACCAGAUGAUGUUGUAAAUCUCACCCAUCAGGAGCUCUUCACACGGGGUGGUUUCAUCAUGUUUGACGGAGCAACCCUGGAGCAUCUCAGUCUGUGCAACAUGAAAAAAUUGUCUGAAGUCUUGCAAGAACUAAGCAGCACAGGGAAGUGGAAAUGGAUGCUGCACUACAGAGACAGUCGUCGACUAAAAGAAAAUGCAAGGUUGAGUGCGGAGGCAAAGGAGAAGAAGGACUUCCUAAACUGGGGCCAGGACACAGGAAUACUGGAGGUGUUGCCUUACCAUGAGUGUGACCUGAUGUCAAGAGAUCAGCCCGACUAUCUCACAUGUUUGGUCCGCUUGCAGGUCCAGAAUAUAUCAUCUCGUUACCCUGUUUUUAUCACCGAUACAACAACAGACAGCGCCUUUGAGAGGAAUGGGAUUUUAACAGUGACUUUGAACUCGUUCCUGACAAAGUCUCCAAGUGAAACAUUUGCUGUCUGACCCACGACAUAAGUCAGAUGGAUGAAACGAACUGAAGUUGUGAACAUUUUAGUGCCCAACAAUCAAAAAGGGACUGAAUGUGAAAAGAAAACAGUCAGUUACCAGUCAAGGUUAUUUAAAACAAACUACAGCUAUUACAAAUGCUCAGCACACCUAACAGUUGAGUUUUUUUGUAAGCAACGAAAAAUAUUUGUUGCUUUACAGUUCGUUUGUUUUAGUUCUUCUUCAUUCAGUUAAUGGAUAGAGUGGCAAUAAUACAAAGAUGCCGGCAGCUGUGCUGUAAUAAUACAGUUUAUAUUGUAUUUUUAUUGUAAAUUGUAUGGUAAGCCUGUUAAAAAGUGAUUUUUACAUUAAUAUUUUAUCUUUUGACUUCCGAUCCCGACUUUAUACAUUUUGCAGAACAAUCAACGUUUUGUUUGUUUAAUGUAUUCAUGUUUGUUUAUGAUUUUUUUUUGUUGAAAAGAUUUUGUUUCAGGCAAGAACUCAAUUGUAAUACUCCAGGUCUAGUGCUGUGUUACAUAUUUAAAGUAUACUACUGUACAGUGAUUCUCAUCGGACACAACAAAUUAACAUUAUUCUUAAACGCUAAAUAUAUUUAGUUUUGAUGAUUGUUCAUUCUGUACAGGUUGAUGACUGAAAAUAAAAAAAGGUUUCACUGAA
This is a messenger RNA of Stegastes partitus (bicolor damselfish), 12051 nucleotides long. It is a transcript of the gene tasor2, whose product is annotated as transcription activation suppressor family member 2. Lineage: Eukaryota; Metazoa; Chordata; Actinopteri; Pomacentridae. Gene Ontology annotation, cellular component: nucleoplasm. The transcript has 23 exons. Gene Ontology annotation, biological process: negative regulation of gene expression, epigenetic. Bases 2611 to 11391 code for a protein of 2926 amino acids. The record is from RefSeq and is a predicted model, not a curated record.